Molecule: messenger RNA, 4226 nt
Organism: Neogale vison (American mink)
Lineage: Eukaryota; Metazoa; Chordata; Mammalia; Carnivora; Mustelidae
Gene: UNC45A
Product: unc-45 myosin chaperone A
Exons: 23
Coding region: 852-3686 (944 amino acids)
Molecular function (GO): Hsp90 protein binding
Source: RefSeq, a predicted model, not a curated record
CCCGGCGAGUUGGGGCUGAGAUCUGGGAUGCGCUGCGCAUGGCGACGAGUUUCCGGGGCAGUCUGGGAUGUGAGGGACUCGCAGCACCCCCACGGGCCCUGUCCUGUUGUUGCUGCCAUGGCUUAGAAAGAGAGAUGUUGGGGUUCCUAAGACCAGCGCUCAGGUGGACGUGACCUCUCAUGGGCUUUCAAAGGAGGCUAGGCCUUUUGCUGACUGGCCUGACCGUGGGGCUGCUGCUGUUCUUCAGCUGGGCGACGCUUGCUCAGCCGACCUCUCUCUCAGCAUUGGCCCACCACCCUCACUUGUGCCAGACCACCUGGGAUGCUGAUGGCCGCCGCUACCCCGGUUUUUUCUGUCCUCGGCUCUCGGAUACCCCGGAGGAAGCCUUCUGCUGCCACCUGCAGGCUGCAGGGGGCUCCUGCUGCACCCAGGCUGAAUUUGAGGCCUUGUACCAGGUCAACCUGUCCGCCCUUCCGCCUCCACCCAUCCUCAGGGGUCGGGGUCCGCUCCUAGCCCUGGGCCUCUAUACCCUGCUGCUCGUGGCCCUGAUGACUGCCGACCUCGUGCACUUCUGCCGCGGUCGCGGCGGGGGCCGGCGCCAGCGCCCCAGCCGUCUUUCCUCUCGGUCCUCCGCCGCGCGCCCCCUGCAGGUCCCGGUGGGGACAGACUAGGCUCUGCCGCGCGGAUCAGAGCCCCGCCCACCGGCGCGCUCUCUCCUUGUCCCCGCCCCUUCUCUGCCUCCGCCUCUGACGCAGGACCGGGGCGGGGCAGCCGACGCCCGAUUCCUUAGCCUGGUCCCGCUCCGCCCCAGAGACUGCGCCUGCGCGCGUCCUGGACGCCCUCCCUCCGCGAUGACUGUGAGUGGUCCAGGCACCCCCGAGCCCCGGGCCGCCGCCCCCGGGGCCAGUGCGGUGGAGCAGCUGCGAAAGGAGGGCAACGAGCUGUUCAAAUGCGGGGACUACGAGGGCGCCCUGACGGCCUACACUCAGGCCCUAGGUCUGGGCGCUACGCCCCAGGACCAGGCCAUUCUGCACCGAAACCGGGCCGCCUGUCACCUCAAGCUGGAAGAUUACGACAAAGCAGAAACCGAGGCAUCCAAAGCCAUCGAAAAGGACGGAGGAGAUGUCAAAGCACUUUACCGGCGCAGCCAAGCCCUAGAGAAGUUGGGCCGCCUUGAUCAGGCUGUCCUUGACCUGCAGAGAUGUGUGAGCCUGGAACCCAAGAACAAAGUUUUCCAGGAGGCCCUGAGGAACAUCGGCGGCCAGAUUCAGGAGAAGGUGCGAUACAUGUCCUCGACGGAUGCCAAAGUGGAGCAGAUGUUUCAGAUACUGUUGGACCCACAAGAGAAAGGCACCGAGAAGAAGCAAAAGGCUUCCCAGAACCUGGUGGUGCUGGCCCGGGAGGAUGCUGGGGCUGAGAAGAUCUUCCGGAGCAACGGGGUUGAGCUCCUGCAGCGCCUGCUGGACACGGGCGAGGCUGACCUGAUGCUGGCGGCUCUGCGCACCCUAGUCGGCAUCUGCUCGGAGCACCAGUCACGAACAGUGGCAACUCUGAGCGUGCUGGGAACGCGGCGUGUGGUCUCCAUCCUUGGCGUGGAAAACCAGGCUGUGUCCCUGGCUGCCUGCCACCUCCUGCAGGUUAUAUUCGACGCCCUCAAGGAAGGCGUCAAGAAAGGCUUCAGAGGCAAAGAAGGAGCCAUCAUUGUGGAUCCUGCGCGAGAGCUCAAGAUCCUCAUCAGUAACCUCUUGGAGCUGCUGACUGAGGUGGGGGUCUCUGGCCAAGGCCGGGACAAUGCUCUGAGUCUUCUGAUUAAAGCAGUGCCCCGGAAGUCUCUGAAGGACCCCAACAACAGCCUCACGCUCUGGGUCAUUGACCAAGGCCUGAAGAAGAUUCUGGAGGUGGGAGGCUCUGUGCAGGGGCCUCCUGGAGAGCUCGCCGUGACCGCGAACAGCCGCAUGAGUGCCUCCGUGCUCCUCAACAAGCUCUUCGACGACCUGAAGUGUGACGCCGAGAGGGAGAAUUUCCACCGGCUCUGCGAGAACUACAUCAGGAGCUGGUUCGAGGGCCAGGGGAUGGCCGGGAAGCUGCGGGCCAUCCAGACGGUGUCCUGCCUCCUGCAGGGCCCGUGCGAAGCCGGCAACCGGGCCCUGGAGCUGAGCGGCGUCAUGGAGAGCGUGAUCGCUCUGUGCGCCUCUGAGCAGGAGGAGGAGCAGCUGGUGGCCGUGGAGGCUCUCAUCCAUGCGGCCGGCAAGGCCAAGCGGGCCUCGUUCAUCACGGCUAACGGCGUCUCGCUGCUGAAGGACCUGUACAAGCGCAGCGAGAAGGACAGCAUCCGCAUCCGGGCGCUGGUGGGCCUGUGUAAGCUCGGCUCGGCUGGAGGGACAGACUUUAGCAUGAAGCAGUUUGCUGAAGGCUCCACUCUCAAACUGGCCAAGCAGUGUCGAAAGUGGCUGUGCAAUGACCAGAUCGACCCGGGCACUCGGCGCUGGGCAGUGGAGGGCCUGGCCUACCUCACCUUCGACGCUGACGUGAAGGAAGAGUUUGUGGAAGAUGAGGCUGCCCUGAAGGCUCUGUUCCAGCUCAGCAGGUCCGAGGAGAGGUCAGUGCUCUUUGCGGUGGCCUCGGCGCUGGUGAACUGUACCAACAGCUACGACUAUGAGGAGCCUGACCCCAAGAUGGUGGAGCUGGCCAAGUACGCCAAGCAACAUGUGCCCGAGCAGCACCCCAAGGACAAGCCGGCUUUCGUGCGGGCUCGGGUGAAGAAGCUGCUGGCGGCGGGCGUGGUGUCGGCCAUGACGUGCAUGGUGAAGACCGAGAGCCCCGUGCUGACCGGCUCCUGCCGCGAGCUGCUGUCCAGGGUCUUCCUGGCGCUGGUGGACGAGGUAGAGGACCGCGGCACGGUGGUGGCUCAGGGCGGGGGCAAGGCUCUGCUCCCGCUGGCGCUGGAGGGCACUGACGUGGGCCAGACGAAGGCAGCGCAGGCUCUCGCCAAGCUCACCAUCACCUCCAACCCAGAGAUGACUUUUCCUGGCGAGCGGAUCUAUGAGGUGGUCCGGCCCCUCGUCUCCCUGCUGCACCUCAGCUGCUCAGGCCUGCAGAACUUCGAGGCACUCAUGGCUCUCACGAACCUGGCGGGGAUCAGUGAGAGGCUCCGGCAGAAGAUCCUGAAGGAGAAAGCCGUGCCCAUGAUCGAGGGCUACAUGUUCGAGGAGCACGAGAUGAUCCGCCGGGCAGCCACGGAGUGCAUGUGCAACCUGGCCAUGAGCAAGGAGGUACAGGACCUCUUUGAAGCUGAGGGCAAUGACCGGCUGAAGCUGCUGGUGCUGUACAGUGGUGAGGACGACGAGCUGCUGCGGCGGGCCGCGGCGGGGGGCCUGGCCAUGCUCACCUCCAUGCGGCCCUCGCUCUGCAGCCGCAUCCCCCAAGUGACCACACACUGGCUGGAGAUCCUGCAGGCCUUGCUCUUGAGCCCCAACCAGGAGCUGCAGCACCGGGGUGUGGUGGUGGCACUGAACAUGGUGGAGGCCUCGAAAGAGAUCGCCGGCACCCUCAUGGAGAGCGAGGUGCUGGAGAUCCUGUCGGUGCUGGCUAAGGGCAAGGAGAGCCCCGUCACCAGGGCUGCUGCGGCCUGCCUGGGGAAAGCAGUGGAAUACGGGCUUAUCAAACCCAACCAGGGUGGAGAGUGAGGGCCUGCCUCCUGCACACGCAAGCUGCAGCAGAGGACAGACACAGCUUUGGCUGCUGCGGCCUGGGAUGCUGAACACUGGCCUCUCCUCCCUAGCUGCCCCCUGAUGUCCUCCGCUGAAUCAGGGACCACGGGCAGUCACGACCCUGCUCUGCCAGCACUGCCUCCACCUCACGCAGCAGGGCCCUUGUGUACUACUGUAGACAGCGGGGGAAUCCGGCCGCACGUUCCCGGCCUUGGGAAGGGCACUUCCAGCAGCCGCACCAGCUAGGAGCCUCACCUGAGCCUGCCAGCGGGACCACCCCGACCCUCUAAUAAAAAGUAUGUGGGACUCAAAUGCGCACCCUGUUCCUCGGCAGGGACCUGGCUGUGGGCCAGUCUCUGGAGCGGGAGCCAGGUCUGGCUGUGUGCGCAGCAGUUAGCUCUACGGAGGGAAUCCUACGGAUUCCUCACCCCGGAGCCUGCUGAGUGCUGUCUAGUUCUGUUGGAGGAUCAGGGUAAACCUACGAAGCUAAUAAAAAGCUAUUCAGUAGCGUGGGAA